AUGAGCCAAAACCAGGCAAUAGAGUAUGAAGAUUUGCUUCCUAUCAUGGUCGAAAACCUCGAAGCCGAUGUUUUCAAGGCGGAGCUAAAUGGAUUCAAGCUUUUGGCUGACCCAUCGAAGGGUUUGAUAACAUUUGAGAGCUUGAAGAAAAAUUGUACUCUUUUGGGUUUAGAUUAUCCCAGAGAACUCAUGGCCAUGGUUGGAGAGGGAGACAAUGACGGUGAUGAAGCUUUAAAUGAGCAAGAGUUUUGUAAGUGCAGAUCUCAUGAGAGAGGCGCAGGUUUGCUUGAAGAAACUGUGAUCCAUAAGAUUAAGAGAGUUAGGGAGAGCUGA
This is a messenger RNA of Amborella trichopoda, 333 nucleotides long. RefSeq names its product calcium-binding protein KIC. NCBI's taxonomy places the organism in Eukaryota, Viridiplantae, Streptophyta, Magnoliopsida, Amborellales, Amborellaceae. The record is from RefSeq and is a predicted model, not a curated record. Gene Ontology annotation, molecular function: calcium ion binding.